AUGUCGUUGGUGGCUUCGCAUAAAUUGGACGAGGACCAGACCUCCAAGCUCCAGCAGCUUAUCGACUCCAUUGAGGAGAUUGUUGGAGCUACCGAGAACCGCGAGUACGACGAGAUUUACGGCUACAGAAUGGCCCCGGACGGCCAAGAACACGUGGAAACUGCCGCCCGCAACGAGAUUUUGCUCAAGUUUCUCAUUGCGUCCGAGUACGACGUGGCCGUGGCCAAGAAGAAGUUGACUGCGACGCUCAACUGGAGACGCAAGUUCAAAGUGCUCAGCGCCGCCUACAGAGAGACCUACGACCCGGAGCUCGAGAAGUUGGGCGUGAUUACCGACUACAAAAACAACAAGGACAACUUUCGCGUGGUGACGUGGAACUUGUAUGCGAAUCUCAAGAGCCCCAAGAAGCUUUUCGCCCAGUUCGGUGUUGACGGCGACAAGAAUGAGGAAGAGCUCGAAGGAACCAUGUUCUUGCGCUGGCGUGUCGGGCUCAUGGAGCGGGCAUUGCUGUUGUUGGAUUUCAGCAACGCCCACAACAACAAGAUUGCCCAGGUGCAUGACUACAACAACGUUUCCAUGUUCCGCAUGGACCCUGGAAUGAAGGCGGCCACGAAGCAGAUUAUCCAUGUUUUUGGAGAAAACUACCCUGAACUAUUGUCGAAAAAGUACUUUAUCAACGUGCCGCUCUUGAUGGGUUGGGUCUUUACGUUUUUCAAAGCCACCGGCUUUAUGAGUGCGGCUACGCUCAAGAAAUUCGAAAUGCUCAGCAGCGGAGACUUGAGCAGUGCUUUUGGAAAGGACAACUUGCCUAAGGAGUACAAUGGCGGGCAAGAAAACCCUCAGGUGCCGUCGAUUUUCACCUCAGCAGUAACAAAGACGGAGGUACCUGCGUACGGGGCGAUCGUGAUGGAGAAGUUCUUCAAAGACCGGACUAUUGAGAAGGAGAUCAAUACGGUGGACUAA
This is a messenger RNA of Clavispora lusitaniae ATCC 42720, 963 nucleotides long. RefSeq names its product Sfh5p (gene SFH5). The record is from RefSeq and is a predicted model, not a curated record. Gene Ontology annotation, cellular component: plasma membrane; cytosol; cortical endoplasmic reticulum. Gene Ontology annotation, molecular function: phosphatidylinositol transfer activity. Gene Ontology annotation, biological process: Golgi to plasma membrane protein transport; regulation of exocytosis. NCBI's taxonomy places the organism in Eukaryota, Fungi, Ascomycota, Pichiomycetes, Serinales, Metschnikowiaceae.